AUGAAGAUACAAUGCAAAUCGAUGAUAAAUUUGAUACUCUUAAUAAAGAAAUCAUAGAAGGAUUAAAACUAUUACAUUUAAAAUCCUUAUAUAAUUUCACAGAAUCUGCAUAUGAUGAUAUAUUAAAUAUAUUUACAGCAAACAAUAUAAGUCUAUAUAAAAUUAAAAAAUAUUUAAAAGAAAUAACGGGAUUAAUUCCAGCAUUUUAUGACAUGUGUGAAAAUUCUUGUAUCUGUUAUACUGGACAAUAUGAAUCUUAUAGAAUUUGUCCAAUAUGUAAUUCAACUAGAUUAGAUACCAGAGGUAAAGCAAAAAAGAUUAUGCCAUAUCUUUCAGUAAAAGACAGAUUAAAAUUACAAUUUAAUGAUGCAAAUAGAGCAAAAGAAUUAUAUUAUCGUCAUCAAUAUCUUAUAAAUAAAAAUGAUGAUGAUUUAGAUGAUAUAUUUGAUGGAAAAAUUUACAAAGAACUUGUAAAUGAAAACUUAUUUGAUGAUGAAAGAGAUGUUGCUUUUACAGCUUCUU
Messenger RNA from Funneliformis caledonium, 522 nucleotides. Lineage: Eukaryota; Fungi; Glomeromycota; Glomeromycetes; Glomerales; Glomeraceae. The record is from the annotation of a GenBank genome assembly.